Leptopilina heterotoma is the source of this 1881-nucleotide messenger RNA. It is a transcript of the gene PICK1, whose product is annotated as PRKCA-binding protein. The record is from RefSeq and is a predicted model, not a curated record. The transcript has 5 exons. Gene Ontology annotation, biological process: positive regulation of receptor internalization; receptor clustering; intracellular protein transport. Lineage: Eukaryota; Metazoa; Arthropoda; Insecta; Hymenoptera; Figitidae. Gene Ontology annotation, molecular function: phospholipid binding; protein kinase C binding; protein domain specific binding. Bases 149 to 1369 code for a protein of 406 amino acids. Gene Ontology annotation, cellular component: synaptic vesicle; neuron projection; trans-Golgi network membrane.
CUAUAGUUUAUGGCCGAUGGGCAAUAAUAAACAUAACCUAAAAAGUAAAUAUGUCAAGUCGUCAAGUAGUCUAGUCAGUCUCCAAAUACUUAAUUAUCUUAAAUAUUAAUUACUUAAGUAAAAGUUUAUAUAAUUCUAAUAAUUCAAAAUGGAUUUCGAAGAUGACUUUUUCUUUGAAGAGGAUAAAAUGGGAAUGACAAUCACGUCUGGAAAUAUUGUUAUUCAAAAGGACAAUAGUAAUUUAAUUGGCAUAAGUAUUGGAGGAGGUGCUCCAUAUUGUCCGUGUCUGUAUAUAGUACAAAUUUUUGACAAUACACCAGCUGCAUUGGAUGGUACAUUACAAGCUGGAGAUGAACUUGUCGCUGUUAAUGGAGCUUCAUUGAAAGGAAAGACAAAAGUUGAAGUUGCCAAAAUGAUUCAGGCUUGUGAGAAGCAAGUCAGUAUUAAUUAUAAUAAAUUACACGCGGAUCCGAAACAGGGACACACGUUGGAUAUUGCCCUCAAAAAGGUGAAACAUAGAUUGGUGGAAGGUAUGGGAAGUGCCACAGCAGAUGCCUUAGGAUUGUCACGAGCGAUUCUUUGCAACGAUGCACUCGUUCAAAGAUUGACAGCUUUACAAAGAACGGAAAAUUUAUACAGAGGAUUACUUUCCCACGCAAAAUCCACUUUGCACGCUUUCUUCGACUUGACCCAAAUAUACAAAGUUUUCGGCGAUGCAUUCGCAGCGAUCGGCGUACGUGAACCACAGCCACGAGCAAGCGAGGCUUUUCGCCAAUUUGGAGAUCAGCACAGGCAAAUGGAGAAAUUUGGCGUGACCAUGUUAAAAACUUUGAAACCAAUUUUAAGCGAUUUGGGAACAUAUCUUCACAAGGCAAUUCCCGACACUCGUUUAACAAUCAACAGGUACGCUGACACUAAAUUUGAAUAUCUCUCUUAUUGUUUGAAAGUUAAAGAACUCGACGAUGAGGAGCAAAGUUAUGCGGCCGUUCAAGAACCAUUUUAUCGUGUUGAAACUGGUAAUUAUGAAUAUCGUCUAAUACUUCGCUGUCGUCAGGAGGCGAGGACAAAAUUUGCCAAACUUCGUUCCGAUGUUCUUGUUAAAUUAGAACUUUUGGACAAUAAACAUGUGCAGGACGUUGUUUGGCAAUUGCAAAGAUUUGCCUCAGGCCUGGCGGAAUAUUACGCGAAUACGAAAAAUUUACUUUCAUCCGCCUCACUAUUUCCUGUUGAAGUUGAUUUGUCAAAUUCUGCAUUUCAAUAUAAAUCGUUCAGCUCACAAAUUUCCAUCGAAGACGACGGUGAUUAUGAGACAGAAUUGAAAAGUACUGAUAACGAACAGAUUCUAAUGCUAGAUACACACGAUACAUAAUUUAGAUAUUUCGAAUUUUUAAUUUUUGAUAAAUUUAUUUGUUUGCAUUUAUUGAUAUAUAAAUUUAUAAAAUUAUAUAUUCGUGACACGCUCUCAAAAAAUCAAAGAAGCAAAUCUUGAUUAAAAGUUCCCUUUUAAUUAUUUAAAUUUAAAACUAGUGCUUGUAUUUUUCUUGAAAGCUCGUCACACAUAAACAAAAGAUUUGAAAAAGAAAAUGUUUUGACAUCAUUUCGAUUUAUCGAUAAAUAACGAAUAUUAAAUUUUGUAAAAAGAAAGAAAAGAAAAGUCAGUCAGCUAGAUUCAAUACCAAAAGCAUUUAAUUAUUUUUAAGAUAUAUUUAUAGAGUUUAUUUAAAUCAAGAAUUGUAAUAAAAGUAUUUAAAAAAUAUAUGAUAGAAUAAGAUUUUCAUAAAAUGUGUUUGAAAAAGAAAUACGAAUUCCUGAUUUUUGUUUAAAUAUAUGUUACUUAACUAUUGAUGUUAUUUAAUUAAGUCUCCAUACAUGUUUUUUGUA